Messenger RNA from Cooperia oncophora, 444 nucleotides. The record is from the annotation of a GenBank genome assembly. Lineage: Eukaryota; Metazoa; Nematoda; Chromadorea; Rhabditida; Trichostrongylidae.
AUGCCUAAGUAUUUCCGGAGUAUUCAAACGAAAGAAAAGUUGUACAUAAUCGAGAAACCAGUAGUAGAAGCGAACGAAAUUAGUGACGACCAUGGAGUUGCUGCAGGGCCAUCGGACAAAGCUCCAGAGCGGCCCAACAAUACAAGCGACACCAUCGUCGUUAAGCGACGAUGUGACGGUUCACGAUACGUCGUGAAGCGACCAGCUCGAAAUCAAAUUCUGAAGAAACGAGCUGCACAGCUUAUCCGAGAACGAACAGGCAUCAGCACCGAUGACGACGCAAUGAGCGAGCUGAAAAUGAUCGUGCAACUUUCUCAACGAAAAAUGCAACGUCGUAAAGAGAAAAUGCUGCUAGACGGUUUUGUGACCACUCAAGAAGUGCUCAGCCAGCGGAAUCCGGACACCACUGCCAAACAUGGAAUUCUGUCAGUCACUACCGUCUAG